Notothenia coriiceps (black rockcod) is the source of this 1113-nucleotide messenger RNA. RefSeq names its product acyl-CoA synthetase short chain family member 3. The coding region runs from base 1 to 1113 and encodes 370 amino acids. The transcript has 10 exons. Gene Ontology annotation, molecular function: propionate-CoA ligase activity. NCBI's taxonomy places the organism in Eukaryota, Metazoa, Chordata, Actinopteri, Perciformes, Nototheniidae. The record is from RefSeq and is a predicted model, not a curated record. Gene Ontology annotation, cellular component: mitochondrial matrix.
AUGGGAGACCCUACCAGGAAAACAAGGUUCCAUCCAGACAACACAGCCCCCAGGUUUGUUGGAGGAAAGUUAAACAUGUGCUACAAUGCAGUGGAUCGUCAUGUAGAGAGUGGCCGUGGACAGCAGCCUGCCAUCAUUUAUGAAAGCCCUGUGACUGGAACUAAACGGAUCAUCACUUUCAGGGAACUUCAGGACCAGGUGUCUAGGUUAGCAGGAGUCCUGGUGAAGAAUGGUGUACGGAAAGGAGAUCUGGUGGUCAUCUACAUGCCCAUGGUGCCGGAGGCCAUGUUCACCAUGUUGGCCUGUGCCCGGAUCGGUGCGCCACACAGCCUUAUCUUUGGCGGCUUUGCUUCCAAAGAGCUUUCUGUCCGCAUCGAUCAUGCCAAGCCCAAGAUGAUGGUCACAGCCUCAUUUGGCAUCGAGCCAGGCAGAAGAGUAGAGUACAUCCCUCUGGUGGAGAAGGCCCUGGAGCUUAGCUCUCACAAACCCUCUAAAGUCCUCAUCUACAACAGGCCGAACAUGGAAAAAGUGUCAAUGAGUCCGGAGUUGAGUCUGGACUGGGAGGAGGAGAUGGCUACAGCUCGACCUCAUGACUGUGUUCCUGUUCCCUCAAACCACCCUCUCUAUGUCCUCUAUACAUCCGGGACCACUGGAACGCCAAAGGGUGUUGUGCGAGACACUGCAGGCUAUGCUGUGAUGCUGAAAUGGACCAUGUCAAAUAUUUAUGGACUCAGUUCUGGAGACGUUUGGUGGGCAGCGUCAGACCUGGGCUGGGUGGUCGGACAUUCCUACAUCUGCUAUGGUCCUCUGCUCCAUGGUAACAGCACAAUUCUCUAUGAGGGUAAGCCUGUGGGGACUCCAGACCCUGGCGCCUUCUUCCGGGUUUUAUCUGAACAUGGAGCCUCGUCCAUGUUCACAGCCCCCACUGCCAUCCGAGCCAUCCGCCAGCAGGACCCUGAUGCUGCAAUUGGGAAAAAAUACCCCCUAUCUAGGCUGCGGUCGUUAUUUCUGGCUGGAGAACGUUGUGAUGUGGAGACGCUGGAAUGGGCAAAGAGGAGCUUUGGGGUUCCUGUCCUGGAUCACUGGUGGCAGACUGACUCGUCUUCCUCUUAA